Lasiosphaeria miniovina is the source of this 591-nucleotide messenger RNA. RefSeq lists its product as uncharacterized. The record is from RefSeq and is a predicted model, not a curated record. Lineage: Eukaryota; Fungi; Ascomycota; Sordariomycetes; Sordariales; Lasiosphaeriaceae. The transcript has 4 exons. The coding region runs from base 1 to 591 and encodes 196 amino acids.
AUGACCAAACCGCUGUCGAAAGACUCCCGACCAGCAGAGGCGUUGUCUCUGGCCAACUUCACUAAAUCGCAGGCGAACGGUAACUGGUUUGCCCAGAAAGCGGUAUGUGAGACCGUUGCCAUUGAUGACCCGUGGCGCUGGGAUCACGCUGGAACCCGCAUCUCGGACUUGCUAAAAUGGUUGGCAAAAGCCGGUGAGCGACGAGCUCUCCACGGCCCCGAUCAGCAGAUAUUGGGCAGGUCGACAAUUCGCAUGCACGCUGCCGAGGACAGCUCCUGCGACCAGUCGAGAGAGUGGAGACGACUGGUGCCCAAGUGCCGGGUUUUGGAAGAGUUCACAGUGGCUUAUUCGGCGUCAAAUCUAUGGCCGCGGCCUCGACACCAUGGUGUUAUCUGCAACGGCGACGAAAGGGCCAAGCCGGGCGUCGAUGCGGUACGGCGCGAGAUGGACAAGGGCAGCGCUCCUGACGGAUGGGAUGGAAUGGAUGACUUGCAGCUGUUCUUGUGUAAUGCUGGACAUUGCAAGGCCAUUCACCAACCAGGGCUUGCGCGGACUGGCCGGACUCGAGGUAUUUGGUACUGCCUCUUGUGA